Oncorhynchus gorbuscha (pink salmon) is the source of this 9463-nucleotide messenger RNA. Its product is annotated as probable G-protein coupled receptor 179. The coding region runs from base 740 to 7978 and encodes 2412 amino acids. Gene Ontology annotation, molecular function: G protein-coupled receptor activity. The transcript has 12 exons. Gene Ontology annotation, biological process: G protein-coupled receptor signaling pathway. The record is from RefSeq and is a predicted model, not a curated record. Gene Ontology annotation, cellular component: membrane. Lineage: Eukaryota; Metazoa; Chordata; Actinopteri; Salmoniformes; Salmonidae.
AGAGAGAGAGAGAGAGAAAGAGAGUGGACAGCGAGCGCGAGAGAUGCUUUACAGAGGAGCUGUGGAGCGAGAAAGAAUGUAACAGGCAGAUAGAAGGAGCGCAGAAGAGAGACGGAGGAAAGCUGCUCUUUUUCUUUCCCCUUCUACACGCUACUAUACCUGCUUUCUCACUCUCCUCUCACCUUGGCUCAGACCUUCAAUUGUGGGCUGUUCCCUCCCUUCCCUCCUCCCUCUCUGCCUCCUCCUAUCGUACACGCUAGCGCUUGCUUUGGGCUGGGAGUGUGGCGCACCUCUCUCUCUCUAAUCUCGGGUGGUUUUGUCUCUCGUUGUUCUGCUGCUGCUCUCACAGGGGACUCGUCGCUGGGAAACGGGAAUACAAACAUGGGAGUGACAGGCAGAUUGACUGCGGACAUGAUGGGAAUGGUAGUGGGAUUGAGUGGGAACGCCACUGGAUUUCCCCAACAAUUCCUUCUCCCUCCCACCGACAUGCAGGAUUAACCAGGAACACCAGUUGGAUUCCCCCAAUUCCCAUCGGAGCAGACACCUGCUGGACCACCUCUGCCUGUAUGACUACAACUGGGGAGAAGAGACGUAAAGAGAGAUGAGAGAAGAGGCUUAUGAGGCUAUCCAAGCCUAGGCCAAAAUGUGACAUUUAUUUGAGGAUUUUGAAAAAGGUCAAAACUAGAGAUUAUAAAAUAGUAUUAGUAUAUGGCCCCCCCCAACUAGAGUGGAUUUGAGAAUGGGCCCUGUUUGGCUCCUCCUGUUGCUGCUCACACCCCUCCUUUCAGCACAGGUUAGCAUAGUUUCUGAAUUGGGGACUACAGCCGAGUCAGAGGACCCAACGGUGUCUGUUGUGAGCACUACAGGGGAGCCGGGCACCCCCUACAGCCCCAAUCCCUCAGGGUCGGUCACGAUCUCCUCGGAAGCCCCAAAGGAGGACUGGACGCCGGCAGAGGUCUUUCUCUACAGCGGGGACUACUCCGUCUUGGGGAUAGUGGAGUGCGAUCGGGCGUACAGUCUCACGGGCCAGAAAGGCCCCCUGCCGCGAGGGUUCUAUGGCCCCCUCCGACCGUCCAUGGACGCCCUGGCCAACACGGCCAACUUCCUCAACAUGAUCUUCCAGGCCAGCGACCUGCGGGAGAGCAGUGUGCGGGAGGACAUGGAGUGGUACCACGCCAUGGUGCGCGCCCUUCUGGAGGCCGACCCCCUCAUCCGGCAGGCCCUCCUCACCUUUGACGCCGACCCAGCCUCCACCACCCCCCAGCUUGUGCUCCGCGCCUCCCGGAACCCUGCCCCCCCCAGGUACCAGAACAUCCUCCUCCAGGACCUCUCUAGCCAAUGGGAAAGUCUGCACCUCCCGGCCCCCGCACCCGACGACACCUGGUUCAGCAGUUUCAAGUUUCCCGCCACCUCCAACCAGCCCACCUCGACACUAUCUAAAAGAGUCCUCCUCAAUGACCUCAGCACCCUGGACACGCCCAAAUGGGGGCGGGGUGAUAGCUACGUGACCAAUCGCAGCGGGGUGCGCUGGGCCAAUGGGCCGUUCCUAGAGUGUGAGGACGGCCGCUUCCUGCCGGGCUGGCUGCUCACCCUAUCCACUUCCUUCUACGGCCUGAAGCCCGACCUCAGCCCUGAGUUUAGGGGUGUAAUCCGUGUGGAUGUAAACGUACAGGGCCUUGAUGUGAACCAGUGUGACACGGGGGACGCUUGGUUUGCCAACACACACCAGUGUAACCGCACCACCAUGGAGUGUGAGCCAAUCACAGGCCAGGGAUUCAGAUUGGGCCAGUACUGCUGUCGCUGCAGAGAGGGAUACUACAGCCCCCCAAUGGACGGAGGUGGUGCCCUGAACGGCAGCGGUGGGGAGGGGGGUGGCGUGUGUUACCCGGCCCUGCCCAUCUGUCUCCCCUGUUGGCCGGGCUGCAAGCGUUGCGAGGACGGCACCCCCUGUUGGGUAGAGGAGGACUGGUUCCUCAGAGCCGGGGUGCUGGCCGUCCAGGGCUUCUUCAUGCUGCUGGUGUUCAUCAGCAUGCUGGUGGCCUACCAGUUCAGACGCAGCAGGAGAAUCCGGGCAUCAGGUCUCCUGCUGUUAGAGACCAUCCUGUUUGGCUCUCUGCUCCUGUACUUCCCGGUUUUCAUCCUGUACUUCAAGCCCAGCACCUUCCGGUGCAUCCUGCUUCGCUGGGUGCGACUUCUGGGCUUUGCCAUCGUCUAUGGAACGGUAACACUGAAGAUAUAUAGGGUUCUUAAGGUGUUCCUGUCGCGCACAGCCCAGAGAGUGCCCUACAUGUCCAGCAUACACCUGCUGAGGUUGCUGGGAGUUAUGGUUGUGACCGUCAGCUGGUUCUUGUGUGCGUGGACCGCGGGCGUUCUACAGAACCGUGACCGUAACGUUCCGUUACUGAUCAUAUCGACCACGUCGGAUGGUCAGGGCUUCAGCCUCUGUGACCUGGACCGCUGGGACUACAUGAUGGCCGUGGCCGAGCUGAUGUUUCUGUGCUGGGGCAGUUUACUGUGCAGUGCUGUGAAGCCAGUGCCCUCAGCCUUCCACGAGCCUCGCUACAUAGGUAUCGCCAUACACAACGAGCUGCUGCUAUCCUCCAUGUUCCACCUGCUACGGUUUGUCAUGCCCUCUCUGCAUCCUGACUGGAUGCUGUUGCUGUUCUUCACCCAUACGCAUGUCACUAUCACUGUGACACUGGCCCUGCUCUUCAUACCCAAGUUCCUCCAUGUUUCGAGGGCGGGGAGAGAGGAGAUUGCAGAGGAGGUUUAUGAGGAUGAGGUGGAAUUGCGGCGAUCCGGCUCGUACCUCAACAGCAGUUUUACCUCAGCAGUUUGGAGUGACCACAGCUUGGACCCCGAUGACAUUCGGGAUGAGCUGAAGAAAUUGUAUGGUCAAUUGGAGGUCCACAAGACCAAGAAGAUGACAGCAAACAACCCCCACCUGCAGAAGAAGCGCAGCUCUCGGCGCGGGCUGGGCCGGUCCAUCAUAAAGCGUAUCACUGAGAUCCCAGAGUCCAUGAGUCGACAGUGUAGCCGUGAUGGCAAAGAGGUCAACUUGGGCAGCAGGGAUGUUACGCACGCCGAGUCCAGUAAGAGAGCGCCAGAUACUUUUAGCGUAAAUUACAAAGAUCAACCAGUAAAGCAGCCUUCACCAGUGCUGCGUAAAUCUCAAAGUGACUAUGACUAUGUAACCGAUAAAGACCCCUCCUUGCACGACUCCAUGUUAAGGGCGACUCUAGCUAAGAGAUGCUCACAGCGCUCUGAGACAGACUCGUUGUAUAUGGCACCAUUGGUCUGUAAGUCGGCCAGUGCCCAAAACCUUACAGUCGAUAACAAUCUCCUGCUUCCUGGACCUGCCAAGCUACACAAGUCACUCAGUUUAGCGCCCAGUAAAACCCACAGUCUGGAAGACACCUCUCGGGUAGGCAGAGAUACCGAAGGCGAGCAAGGGCAGUCCCAACAGGAUGUCGCUAUCAAGGACCAGACCUCAAGUGCCCUUGUGCAAUCCCAGUCCUAUGACAAGGCGGAAGUGUGUCCCUGGGAGCUUGCGGAGGAACGCCCUGCCAACAAGAACCAGCCACACGUUACCUUUGCUCCCUCUGAGGAAGAACCAGAGAGCCCAGAGGGUUUAUCAUCACCAAUACUGAAACAUAUUUGCCCCUGGGACCAUUUACCAGUUCCUACCCCAGCAGAAAGUCCUGCUGGGGAUUCACAAGGUGGAGAGGCAGAAUGUGAGUCCCCGAGACCCCAGGCUCCCAUCUCCGCUAGUGUACCUGGGUCCCCAAAGAACAUGCGGGUCUUCUCCUUCCGCACUUCCACCCAGAAAUGGCUCUCUGUAAAAUCUUUUGUAGGAUCUGUGGAUGCAGGCAUCAAGGAAAAAGACAAAAAGGAGACAGCAGGAGAUACGGUUAAGAAACUGGACUCAAUAUCACAAAAAAGCCAGGGGAGUGUAGCCACCAUCGCCGUUAUCGCAGCAUUAAAAUUAAAAACUUCAAGCAUUUCAAGCGCAGAAGUGAAAUCACAAAGUGUUUCAAACUUGGAGAAGAAAUAUAAUAUUUCAAGCAUAGACAAAAGGACACAGCAAAAAAGAAGUAUGACAACAGUAGAUGUGAAACCUGCCCUCGUGAAACAGGCUGCAAUCAGACUGUCAUCGAGUGAUUCCUCUGAAAGAAGUCCUAGGAGAAUAGUGGUUGUACAGUCCACUGUCUAUCCUUGGGAGUCAGAGGACAUGAAAAAGGACAGUAUGUAUGAAAACGUGUUCAUCUCAAGCAAAAACACUGCACAUAGCACAGCUAAGACUCCUUCCACUCACAGAAGGGGUUGCCAAAUUAUGCCUGCUCUGAAUGUUGCCCAAUCAGAUAUUAGCCAAUGGGAUGUUCCUGCUUCCUCCCAGCAGGCCCCACAGAGACAACAAAGCAUCAUAGCAGACAUCUGCCCGUGGGAGGUGGAGGAACCAGAGGAGGAUCCAAAGGCGCCUGCACGUGUCAGUGUAUGUCCUUGGGAAUCAGAAGAAGUAUUGAAAAGACAGGAGAGUAUCCGGGGAGAAGUAUGCCCUUCGGAAGCUAUUGUUUCCACCAUCCCAAUUACUUCAGCGUCCAACCAGUCUGAGAAGAAAUCAGAGGGUCUGAACAAGAAACCAACAGACGUAUGUCCUUGGGAAACCGAUGAAACCCCACAGAUUUCUCAAGGCCUAAAACCCCAAGAGAGUGUACGGGUUGAUGUCUGCCCUUGGGAUGUGGGGGAUUCCUUCCCUGAAAAAGUAAAGGUGGCGAUUAUUUAUGAAAAUGUCCAUCCACAGGAGAACAAGGGAUUGCAUAAGGCGCCACCAAAAUGUCAGGAGAUAAUACAUGCAAAUGUCUGUCCAUGGGAAUCUGAAGAGACCCCAAAAUCCCAAGACGGUGUACGGGAGAAUGUCUGUCCUUGGAAAUCAAGGGACAUGCCAAGCAUUGGGAAGCAAGAUGUACAAACAAAAAGCACAGAGCAACCUAAAUCUGCCCCUGAAAAACGAAGUGUCCCCAUAGCGAAAGCAUGUCCAUGGGAAUUCCCUGACCCACCGAAAGACUUGACAGUACUUUGUCCUUGGGAAAAGGAGGAGAGUCCAAUGCCACCCAUAGCCAUAAAGAUCACCAAAGGAUCAUUUUCCCAGGAGACCACUGUUGCAAAAACCAAUAUUUGUCCAUGGGACAUUGGAGACCAAGAAGAGACAGAAGGAAAAGACAGCCUGUGUACAAAUGUUUGUCCUUGGGAAACCCAAGGCAGAACUCAAGCUGAUCCAAAAAAGACUGACAGCGUUCAAGUAAAUAUUUGUCCUUGGGAGACUGAGAAACCAGAGCAGCAAGAAAGCACUCCGGCUAUUGUCUCCAUAGAAACAGGAAAGACUAAAAGACCAGACAGCGCUCUGGCAGAUGUUUGUCCUUGGGAAACAGGGGCAACUGAUGAGCCAGACAAGACAAAAAGACGAGAUGGCACUCAAACGGAGAUUGGUCUAUGGGAAACUGAGGAUCCAAAAAAGACAAAGGAGAAAGAUGGUGUCAAAGUUGAUGUUUGUCCUUGGGAAACUGGAGAGACUGAAAAGACAAAUGGACAAGACAGUACUAAAGCAGAUAUCUCCAAGGAAACACAAAAGGAUAAAAGACGAGAUAGUGUUCGAGUUAAUAUUUGUCCUUGGGACACUGAUGUCACCGAAGAACCAGAAAAUAUGAAAAAGCAAGACUGUGUUCGGGCAGAUGUUUGUCCAUGGGAAACUGGUCCAGCUGAAGAGUCAGAAAAGACUAAAGGCCAGGACAGCACCAAGGCAGACAUUCUUCCAUGGAAAACUGGUCCAGCUGAAGAGUCAGAAAAGACUAAAGGCCAGGAUAGCACCAAGGUAGACAUUUGUCCAUGGGAAACUGGUCCAGCUGAAGAGUCAGAAAAUACUAAAAGCCAGGAUAGCACCAAGGCAGACAUUUGUCCAUGGGAAACUGGUCCAGCUGAAGAGUCAGAAAAGACUAAAAGCCAGGACAGCACCAAGGCAGACAUUUGUCCAUGGGAAACUGGUCCAGCUGAAGAGUCAGAAAAGACUAAAAGCCAGGACAGCACCAAGGCAGACAUUUGUCCAUGGGAAACUGGUCCAGCUGAAGAGUCAGAAAAGACUAAAAGCCAGGACAGCACCAAGGCAGACAUUUGUCCAUGGGAAACUGGUCCAGCUGAAGAGUCAGAAAAGACUAAAGGCCAGGAUAGCACCAAGGUAGACAUUUGUCCAGGGGACACUGGUCCAGCUGAAGAGUCAGAAAAGACUAAAAGCCAGGACAGCACCAAGGUAGACAUUUGUCCAUGGGAAACUGGUCCAUCUGAAGAGUCAGAAAAUACUAAAAGCCAGGAUAGCACCAAGGCAGACAUUUGUCCAUGGGAAACUGGUCCAGCUGAAGAGUCAGAAAAGACUAAAAGCCAGGACAGCACCAAGGUAGACAUUUGUCCAUGGGAAACUGGUCCAGCUGAAGAGUCAGAAAAUACUAAAAGCCAGGAUAGCACCAAGGCAGACAUUUGUCCAUGGGAAACUGGUCCAGCUGAAGAGUCAGAAAAGACAAAAGGCCAGGACAGCACCAAGGCAGACAUUUGUCCAUGGGAAACUGGUCCAGCUGAAGAGUCAGAAAAGACUAAAAGCCAGGACAGCACCAAGGCAGACAUUUGUCCAUGGGAAACUGGUCCAGCUGAAGAGUCAGAAAAGACAAAAGGCCAGGACAGCACCAAGGCAGACAUUUGUCCAUGGGAAACUGGUCCAGCUGAAGAGUCAGAAAAGACUAAAAGCCAGGACAGCACCAAGGCAGACAUUUGUCCAUGGGAAACUGGUCCAGCUGAAGAGUCAGAAAAGACAAAAGGCCAGGACAGCACCAAGGCAGACAUUUGUCCAUGGGAAACUGGUCCAGCUGAAGAGUCAGAAAAGACUAAAAGCCAGGACAGCACCAAGGCAGACAUUUGUCCAUGGGAAACUGGUCCAGCUGAAGAGUCAGAAAAGACUAAAAGCCAGGACAGCACCAAGGCAGACAUUUGUCCAUGGGAAACUGGUCCAGCUGAAGAGUCAGAAAAGACUAAAAGCCAGGACAGCACCAAGGCAGACAUUUGUCCAUGGGAAACUGGUCCAGCUGAAAAUUUAGAAAAGACUAAAAGCCAGGAUAGCACCAAGGCAGACAUUUGUCCAUGGGAAACUGGUCCAGCUGAAGAGUCAGAAAAGACAAAAGGCCAGGACAGCACCAAGGCAGACAUUUGUCCAUGGGAAACUGGUCCAGCUGAAGAGUCAGAAAAGACUAAAAGCCAGGACAGCACCAAGGCAGACAUUUGUCCAUGGGAAACUGGUCCAGCUGAAGAGUCAGAAAAGACUAAAAGCCAGGACAGCACCAAGGCAGACAUUUGUCCAUGGGAAACUGGUCCAGCUGAAGAGUCAGAAAAGACUAAAAGCCAGGACAGCACCAAGGCAGACAUUUGUCCAUGGGAAACUGGUCCAGCUGAAGAUUUAGAAAAGAGUAAAAGCCAGGACAGCACCAAGGCAGACAUUUGUCCUUGGGAGACCGGGGAUCCUAUAGAACCAGAGAAGAUAAAAAAGCAAGAAAGUGUUCGAGAAGACGUUUGCUCAUGGGAAACUGAUGAACCAGAAAAAUCUGCAGAGAAAGAGGAAACUAUGAUUGCCAGUGGCAUACAGGACAUCACAGAGACCCAGGGUGCACUCUCUAUGGAAGAGGGUGACGCUGCAGAACCUGUAGCCGGCAGCACACAGACGGCAGAGGCAGCCAAAGCUAAUAUGCCCCUGGCUCGGCGUGAUGCUAUGUGCCCUUGGGAGAUGGAAGGGACCAAAUCACCAUCAUCCCCGUCAUCCAUCACAGAACACGACAAUAACUCUGACGUUUUUACAUGGGAGCCUGAAAACAUUCUUGAAGAGGAAGAGGAGGAAGACGAUGCCGAGAGUGCUGCGGAAGCCUUCGUCUUCCCAUCCGACUUGUAAACGCCAAGACUGUCAAUUACUGGCUAGAACAAGAAUGGUCUCAGUGGGUUGUUGCACCCGAUUCACUGACUGGGUCACUGUGCAAAGCUGUCCCAUAGCAGGGGGGGGUAAUGAAUAGGACAUGACCUUUGCAAACCUGAAUGUAGCAAAGGCCCCUGGACUGUCCAUCCAUAACACUCCCCAGAAAAACACUGCUCCACAAGCAAUACGCCCCUGGGCCAGGAUCUGCAAAUGCUCUGCCUACCAGAGGUACAUUUACCCUCCCAGCUUCUCAACCAGAGAAAGCUUCUGGAUGCAGUCCCUCUUCUUCUUACCACUUUGACCCCUUUUUGAAAUGUAUAUUGUUUUCGGUCUUUCUGUGUUUCAGUGACAAUGGGCUCUUCUGUAUCACACAGUUAAAACCCCAUCGCCAUGGCUGUGAAAGGUUGACAAUGUGUUUAAAUAACAGCCUGAGCUUGACGAAGCUGGCGAUAACUCCUUAUAGACACACGGAAAUAAUCUACACCAGACCAGUGCUCCUUCAGGUUAACCUGGAAGCACAUCCAGCAUUUUUGUAAAUCACUGAUUACAAUGGUGGUGAUGCAUGUCCUUUUGUUGCCUGCUAAAAACACAUUCCAAACAAUUUAAGGACAGCUUUCCAGCUGUAAUAUAAAUCUGUGCUUUUUCAAAGUCAAUUGUGUCAAUUACAAAGUCGUGGCUACAAGGAUAUCAAAUGUAAUGUCAGUAAUGUGGAUCAACAACAUGAUCAUGUCCCCACAGACACAGAGCUAAUAUUAAUAAUACAUCUAACUUUAACAGAGAACUUAAAUCAUACUAAUUCAAUACUGACUUGUGAAGAACUAGCUAUGAUCUGUUCUUUUGAAUCAUUUACAAUACCAAUUUUAUUAAAGAAGAAUAAACACAUGAAUUCAUAUUUAAACAUUUUAAAAAGGUAGAUCUAAACUUUGAGGAAGACCAAACCUUUUUCACAUUUAUUUUUUUAAAGCAUACAACUCAAUUUGGAAACAGUUGCCCUAAAAAUAACUGCACCCUAGAAUAGUCCUGCUAAAACUGUACAUAAGGCCAUUGUCAUUGAUUUAUUCACCAUUUCCAUGCUUUAUUUACCAAAUGUAUCCAUCCAUCUUGGCCACAUCUCCGCAUUCAGUGGAAAUUAAAGUUUGUGCGUUGGUGAUAUCAUGUUAUUCGCAAUGGACUAACUUCGUUUUGUGAGCGUUUUUUGAAUGGGUGUGCUGUCUUUUUGUUAAGUAGAAUGAAACACCAUCAUUACACAAUGCAUCCUUUGUGUAUGCAAGUUGAAAGUGAUUUCUGUUGAUUUCAGUUAUUUUUGUAUGUUUUGCUUAUGAAAAGUACAGAUUAUUCGGAUAUAAAAUGUACAUUCACUGAAAUGAAAAAGGUAUGAAAAAAGAGAUGGGACAUUUUAUUUUUGUAUUCUUUAAAUUAACAUGUAAUAUAUUCACCAUUGAAAUAAACCAUACAAUCUGUACA